AUUCCAAACAUUUUCUAAAAUGGCGACUGGUGAACGUCAUUCUUCUGUAGAUAACAUUCCAUUAUGUAAGACUAAUGCAGGUCCAUUCGAUGGUCAAGAAGACUGGGAAACGCGCCUGAACGAAGAAUUCAACGCUCUCAUCCGCUAUGUCGAAGAUAAUAAGCAAAAUAACACCGAAUGGUUUACUAUCGAUUGUAAUGAUAACGGAACAAGCUGGUUCGGGGAGUGCUGGCACGUCCAUAACAUGAAGACCUACAAGUUUAAGCUCGAACUAGAGAUUCCCGCAUCGUACCCAAAUGCUCCGUUUGACAUCAUAAUUCCUGCCCUGGAGGGGAAAACGGCAAAAAUGUACCGCGGUGGAAGAAUCUGUCUGGACGCCCAUUUCUUGCCCAUUUGGCAAAAGAAUGUUCCAAAGUAUGGUAUCGCACAUGGACUUGCGCUUGGUCUAGCGCCUUGGCUCGCAUGCGAAGUUCCUCAUUUGGUAAAUCUCGGCGUUUUAGAGUCGUAGUAUAACGCGAAUCUUACGGUCCGAGUGAGUAUAAUGUGAGUUAUGGAAUGGUGAACAUGUAAUUAAUGGAGCGUAGCGGAAUGAACGAUCGACCUAAUGGAAUAAUGAUGAGAUGGCGACUGCAAGUAUUGAGCAUGGCAAUACCAUGACAACAGGUUGUAUUCUCUGGAUGAUAUCCGAGAGAAUAAAGGUGAAAAUGUACAACUUU
Messenger RNA from Theileria equi strain WA, 716 nucleotides. RefSeq lists its product as hypothetical. Bases 20 to 508 code for a protein of 162 amino acids. Gene Ontology annotation, biological process: protein K69-linked ufmylation. The transcript is spliced from 3 exons. NCBI's taxonomy places the organism in Eukaryota, Apicomplexa, Aconoidasida, Piroplasmida, Theileriidae. Gene Ontology annotation, cellular component: cytoplasm. The record is from RefSeq and is a predicted model, not a curated record. Gene Ontology annotation, molecular function: UFM1 conjugating enzyme activity.